Messenger RNA from Drosophila persimilis, 1008 nucleotides. RefSeq lists its product as uncharacterized. The record is from RefSeq and is a predicted model, not a curated record. Bases 128 to 889 code for a protein of 253 amino acids. Lineage: Eukaryota; Metazoa; Arthropoda; Insecta; Diptera; Drosophilidae. The transcript has 2 exons.
AAAGCUCAUCAGCAUACAGUAUACAUUGAUGGUAUAGUGACGAUAGUAUUGCAUGCCAUGAUUUCAUCGUACCGGAACCCCUCUUUCCGAUCCGAUCCGACUGUUACUUGUUACUGUUCUGUGAGACAUGGAGGGCGAAACAGCUCCGAAUGAAUCUUCUCCGUCUCUGAACGUUCUGUGUGGCAUCUGUAACGAAUUCUACCGGGCAAACGACAUUAUUUUUUCCACUGCCAGUUGCGGCCAUGUAUUUCACAGGGAGUGCCUGACGCGCUGGCUCGGACGAUCCCCGACGUGUCCCCAGUGUCGGGCCACUUGCCAUCGGAACCGCAUUCAUCGAAUUUAUCUAAAUUUCGCAGAGCGCACGGAGCUCGAUGACCAAGAGCCACCAAAGCAGCCUGUUCAAUGGGUGCCUAUGGACCUCGACAUUAACAGUUCCCGGGACGCAUCCAACGCACCGGAAGGUGCCAUUCAGUGUGGCACAGAUGAGGAUGGUCUGCCCACAUAUGUAGCCCGUGGCUACUUCAACGACGAUCUGCUGCCAGCGAGCUAUGCGCCCCAGAAGAAGGCAGCGUUUGGCUCUUGGAGCUGCCGCUCCUAUAGGCUUAUCGAAGGGGUGGAGGUCCUGGUGUUGACCGACUGCGAUCACGAGUGGGUACCUGGUUCCAGUGGCAGUUACCCCCCAAACGCACUACCGACAGGUUAUUCCGAGAUUGGCGAGGUGACGUACACCGGUCUCGGCGUUUACGAAGGUAUCAAGAGACUGGGAAAAGUGCAUCCCUCCCACAAGGUCAUGUACAUUCCGCACCGCGGUCAGGAGGUGAACACAUCUAGCUAUGAAGUCUUGGUGGUUACACCUCGCGUAGAAGUGGAAUCUCCAUCGCCAUCGUGAGAUGUAUCGAUAACCUCUCGUACAGUGUCGUAUAUGUAAAGUGAAUCAGUGUUGACUGUGCAUGGAUAGACAACCCAAAUAAAAAUCAAAUACAGUUGCUGGAUAACCUGCUACCCCGA